AUGUCGUCCGACUCUCAGCCUCAACCUCGCAAUCCCAAGACCCCCCGCAAAAUCCUCUUAAUCAACGGACCGAACCUCAAUCUCCUCGGCCACCGCGAACCACAUCUCUACGGCUCGACGACGCUGGCGCAGGUGGUCGACAAGACGGUGCAGCGGGGGAACGAGCUCGGCGUCACGGUCGUGCCGUUCCAGUCGAACCACGAGGGGGCGAUUGUGGAUUUUUUGCAUGAGCAUUUCGUGGGGGGGAUAUCAACAGCAACAACAAUACCAACAUCAACGGCAAUACCAACAGCGAUAGCAACAUCAAUACCAACAUCAACAGCAAUACCAACAUCAACAUCAAUCCCAACACCAACAUCAAUCCCAGCAGCAACAUCAAUACCAACAGCAAUACCAACUGCAACAUCAACAACAAUACCAACUGACCCAACGCACCCAAAGUCUUCCACGACCAAUUCCACUUCCACGGGCGAUUCUACUUCCACGACCAAUUCCCCUACCACAACCAACUCCCCCUCCACAGCCAAUUCCAAACCCAAAAUCGCCGUCAUCAUCAACCCCGCCGCCUACACACACACCUCCGUAGCCAUCCGCGACGCCCUGUUGGGCACGAAUUUCCCUUUCGUCGAAGUCCAUAUUUCCAACGUGCACGCCCGCGAACCCUGGCGCCACCACAGCUAUUUCAGCGACAAGGCGGUCGGCGUGGUCGUCGGUCUGGGUGUCUUUGGGUAUCAGGCGGCAUUGCAGUUUUGUGUCCAAAAGUGGGAUGAGGAGGGGGAGGGGGGGGAUGGCCUAUAA
Molecule: messenger RNA, 798 nt
Organism: Capronia epimyces CBS 606.96
Lineage: Eukaryota; Fungi; Ascomycota; Eurotiomycetes; Chaetothyriales; Herpotrichiellaceae
Exons: 1
Coding region: 1-798 (265 amino acids)
Biological process (GO): quinate catabolic process
Molecular function (GO): 3-dehydroquinate dehydratase activity
Source: RefSeq, a predicted model, not a curated record